CACUGGGGAAAGCUUCCAACACACAAUCCACGACGAGCACAGCUUGGGAACGACAACAGAAAAAAAAAGCCUACAGCUCCAAACAUUCAGCUCCAAGAACCAUAUAUUUUCCCUCUCACAACGAAAAAGUAGGGUAGGUGGGCCUAUCGUGAGCAUUUUUUCUUAAACGUCUUUGAGAAGCAGGGGAAGGCAGAACUGAGUACGACUACUACCUGCUAAAAAGAAAGCUCUUUCUCUCCAGUCUCCAAAGCAGUGCCUUUGAUGUAUGGCAACAGAUCACUGAUCAGAUUACAGGCAUUUGGUCUCACUGCUCGUCUGCCUUUGAUCUGUGUGCUUAAUUUUAUUUUCCUGGAUUUGAAGUUUGCCUGGGCUUGUGCUGACAUACUUUUUUUUAAAAGAGGAGAUGAAGGCAUUUAAUACAGAAGCUCUGGCAGAGUGAAAUUCAGUUGCAGAAAGGGUGACUAUUGGAUAAACGUCAGCAUACAUCAGGAAAGGGAUAAUGGCUUGUGUCCAGCUGACAUCGGUAAAGUGCCACUUGAUAGCAGCAGAGAACAAAUUUGCCCAAUAGCAGCCUAUUAUUAAGUGCAGCAAUGUCUGAUUUUAAGCCAGAAAUGUUUGAACUGGCGACAGAAACAGGAAGCAUGCAGCUGGCACACUUUGGUUUCUUUCAAGACUUGCUUCCAGGCAAGUCAGUCAGUUAUUUGUAUGCUCCAACUCCUUUAAUUUUUAAUCUAAUUUUCUGUGUGAAAAGCACCAUGUUAUUAUUGCAUAUUGUGGUUCAGAAAUCGUAUUGCAUGCUAGGUUGGAUUGGAUACUGUUUCUACAUAUAUCUGCUGAGCUGUCUGAGCUGGGAUGUUUUUGUGAAUUGGAUGCUAGUAAAAUAGCUAGACACAUAUGCUGUAAAGUACUGAAGAGAAUUUGCAACAACUGCUGAGGAUCUAUGCUUUUUCUGAAAUUUAAUAUCCAGAUGUUCACAAGUUUCUUUUUGAAAGUUCCAGUUGUCAUAAACUUCAUCUCAAAGCCUUUUGAUAAAUUGCACUAUUCUCAAAGUUGAAUAAUUCUUUAAAAUAUAAAUGAGGCAAUUCAUCUCAUUACAGCACAGCAAAAUAAGCAGAGGUACUAGGCUAGUUCUAGAAUCGCCAUGUGAAAGACUUGAUAUUUGAAAGCUGAUGCUGAGUUUUAGCACAUGAAAUUCCUCGUAUUUAAUUCUUCACUAAAAGAGUUCAGAUAUGGAUAUAAAGAGGUCACAGUGGCCUUAUACCAUCCUGAAGGUUCUGCUGCUUAUAACGUAUUUGUUGAAAAUCGCAAUUUGUGAAACAGGAGACUGUAGAGAGCAAGAGUUCAGGGUUCAAAAUGGAGAUUGUCUUCCAUGCGAACAGUGUGGACCAGGAAUGGAAUUGUCUAAGGAAUGCGGCUUUGGUUAUGGUGAAGAUGCCCAUUGCAUGACAUGCAGGCCAAACAGAUUCAAGGAGGACUUUGGCUUUCAAAAGUGCAAACCAUGUUUGGACUGUGCUCUAGUAAAUCGGUUUCAGAAGGGCAAUUGUUCUGCUACCAGCAAUGCUGUUUGUGGAGACUGCUUACCAGGAUUCUACAGAAAGACCAAGCUUGGAGGUUUUCAAGAUAUGGAGUGUGUUCCUUGUGGUGACCCACCUCCUCCUUAUGAACCUCACUGCACUACAAAAGUGAAUCUGGUUAAAAUCCCAUCAACCGCUUCCAGCCCACGAGACACUGCUUUAGCCGCUGUGAUAUGCAGUGCACUGGCAACGGUACUCUUAGCUCUCCUUAUCCUAUGUGUCAUCUACUGCAAAAGACAAUUUAUGGAAAAGAAGCCUAGCUGGUCUAUGAGAUCGCAGGGUAUUCACUAUGAAGGCUCUGAACUAUCAUGUUUUGAUAGACAACAACUUAAUGUAUAUGCUCAUAGAACAUGCUGCCAAUGCCAGCGGGACCCAUCCCAGAUGUGUGGCCCAGUGCAUUUGAUUCCAUCACUGUGCUGUGAUGAGACUUGUAGUCUGGAACACAGCUGUCAUAGCUGUCCUUUUCACUCUCAGGCUACCCUUCAUGAAAGAAAUUCGGAUUCUGUUGGAGAAAUGAUUCCAGCAUUCCUUGGUUCUCUUUCACAUGCUACCUGUGGAGAUCUUUCCGAUGCUUGGCCCCUUAUCCAAAAUCCAGGUUGUUGUGAUAGUAUCUCUUUCUGCGAAUCGUAUCCCGAGCUAACUGGAGAAGAUGAAAAUUCCUUCAGUCUGGAGACUGAAAAAACAGCCAUUAUAGAUUCAGACAAUGAACAGGAUCUAGGUACAUUCACACCUACAAGGGCACAUUUUGGGGACUUGACAGAGUCAACUGAACUUCCCCAAAAGACUUAUUGUACAGCUGCUUCAUUAAAUGAGUUCUUAGUUGCUGAAACAUCCUCAGAAACAGAGUGUGACAGAACAGCUCAUUAUUCCACAAACUGAUGGCCAGGAAUCUAAAGGACCUUUCCUGUCAGCUUUUAAACUGAAUGCUUCCUUGCAUGCCUGUCUCCUAAUGCUUGUGACUGGAAUGUGGCCUGGAUCUUGAUGUUACAACGUUUCAGAAACAGCUGAAAUAAAUUGGCAGCAUUUCAAAGCUCUCAAGCAGUUGCAUUUGAAGCACAGCAGCUGUACAGGAUAACUUCAAGGAGCAGCUUGGUAAAAGAUCAAAGGCAGAUCUAUGCUACUCUGUCUCUUUUCUAAACAGCAAGCUUCUGUGCCUCUCAACACACAAUCAAACUUUGGUGACUGAUCUCACAACUAAGCAGAUUAUGUAAAUAUAACAAGCAAUAGAAUAGCAUUUGUGUGUGUGUGUGGCUACUAACAACAGAAGCUGUGUGUCGGGUUGCCCAUUAUUCUGUUGGCAAAGGAAGCAUUUAAUAGGAUUUUUCAUGUAGAAUGUGCCAAAAAUCCAGAAUUGUGGGAGAGUCCUUAAAACAAACACCAAAAAAACCCCUAAAGCUUUUAUGCUUUCUUGUGGUCUUGGGAACUAAGGAAUAUGUUUGUUACAGUACCAUGGGGCCACUGUGCGAAACAGGAUGCUGGACUAGAUGGGCCUUGGGCAGAUCCAUCAGAGCUGUUCUUAUGUUCUUACCAUAAACAUAAAUAUCUGUGUGGAAAACUUGCUGUGAAAUUGCAAGACAAUAUCAUACUGCUUGUUCCAUUGAGAUUUAUCGCUGCCAAAACAUGUUAACACUAACUUCUAGUGAAAUAUUUCCCCAUAAAUGUGUGAACCAUCACUUAUAUAUUGAUGUGCUAAAACUGUGGGCACUAUCCAGCCAACAAAUAAGCCCCACUUUAUUUCAUAACUCUAAAAUUGAUGGGAAUUAAGUGCUUAUCUUUUGGCUGGAUUGUGCAAACGUUUGUGUUAAAGUUUGAAAUGGAGGUGAAAAUUAAAUUAGAAAAGGUCUGCCUGAUAGCUAGUGUGGUUUGAAUUUCAUUAAUGCAUUUUGUAUUUGGAAAGGACAGUACUUGUAUAGUAUGACUCCAAAAUAAUGAAUGUCUUUCAUAUUAAAUUACUCCAGAUGCAACAUAGCACAGAAGUGUUUAUGCAUGCAGAAGCCAAAGGUCAUUUAUUUUGUCCCUUGUAUGGGUACAGUAUGGGACAAUUGUUUGAAGACACUGGCAUAAUAUCUUCAGUUUUCCUACAUCCUCUUCAUCAGAUCUCUUUUCUUGUUUCAGUUCUUAACAGUAUGAACAAGAUUUGCAUAGGAUUUUUCAUAAAUCCAAGGAGCAAUAUGCAGAAUUAAAUAGUACUGGUAUAAGGUUUUAUUGCUCAUAUAUUAACCACUCUGGAAUUUUGUGGCUAAUACUACCAGAUUAAUUUAAAUCCUCUUGAUUUGGUUUGCAAACUACCCCUUAUCUAGUCAUCUGGAGUAAAUAUAAAUUGCUUCCAGGUGACUAGGCUGAUCCAGUUUUUCCUUUGCAGCUUGUCUUCAUCCUGAGUCUGGCUAUAAAAUAAAAUCCCUUCCACACACAUAAUCCGAUACCAAGUGAGUUUUUCAGUAUCCAUACAGAAUGAUUGAGUCACCACUUUCACUUUUAUCCUGCUUUGUUUUACAAAUAGCUGCUUUUGAAUUGUGUUUUGCAUCUCGUUGAGAGCCUUCCACAGUUGUCUGGAUCUUCUUGACUAUCUAAACAUAGUUUAGAUUAUCUGUACUGUGGAAUUCUUCCCUUCCGUUUACUUUCUCCUGCAUGCCCUCAGGCUGAGUCGUUUGGAAUCCGGAAGGUUUGUUCAUUCUUUUGUGGUUGUAGCUCUUUCUCUUUUGAAAUGGAAAGGCCUCAGAAAUUCUUUUGGGAUGCAGUUUAUUUCCAAGCUCUUUGUUUCUAUUCAUGUUUACUUGGAAGAGAGACUCACUGAGUUCAGUGCGAUUAUUUGUAAGUGGGCUACAAUCCUGUGCACACCUUAAACUAGUUUCCUAUGUUAGCAAACACCAAUGAAAACAGAGAAACUGGGGAAAAAAACAUGCAUAAGAACAGGUUGUGUGUGUCCAUUUGGGCAAAACAGGGAUUCUCCUUACCACCCUGCCCCUGUUUAUGACUUCUUAGGGGAGAAAAUGGGAAAUUCUUUCUUUGACAUUUCCUCAAGCUAGAAAUAUUUCCCCCUUUUCCCUUUCUUCCAUAAUAGAAACUGCCCUGAGUACUACAGUAGCUAUGUACCUCAAUUAAAAAGUCUUGUGGUGGUGCCUGCACAUGUAAAAAUAUAUUGAUUUUUUUUUUAAAUAAACUUGCUUUAGUACAAGUAAAAAUAAAACAUGGAUCCUGUGAGGUUGCCAAGGGAGAAUAAGGCUUGAUUAAGGGCUGAAGAAAUAGAGUUGUUAGUUAUAUCGUCUGGGUGCAGAGCAGACCCAAUAGAUUUUGCUGGAACGAUUUUUUAUUUUCACAUUCACAGCGCUGAGUAUGUCCUGCUGUGCUCUUUUUCUCAUCACACUGGGGAAAGAUACCCUGUUCUGCCCCCCCAAUAUGCUGGAUACAGCAGGGAUCUUCACUGCCCUUCUCCAUCCUCCCCACCCUGCCGCAAUGUCCUGUUAUAUACACUGAGGUCAUUCACACAGUCAAAAACUGUGUUCUGGGUAGCUUUUCCUCCUACGUUGCUCCCACACAACGAGGCUAUUCACACAAGUGAGAAAAACUGGGCUGAGAGAGCUCAGCCCCGUUUUGCUCACUUGUGUGAACCACUGGGAUCUCGCCAGAGGCAAACCUGCCUAUGUAGCCUCCUCAUUAAAUGAGUUUAAGGGAGUGAGUGUUCCCUUACCCUCAUUUUUUGAUCGUGUGUCUUCUCACAGUCACAGCGGGCACACUCGGGUGGAGGGGGGCUCUCAGUAAUGCACUGCCCGGGGGUAGGGUGCUGCACGGUGGUACUUCCCUGUGCCCAACCCCCGGAGCACCCAAGCAAGGUGCAGGAGCACCACAGGGAAACUGCCACUGCAGGGCGGCCCAGAGACCAACAGAGGGGGGAAAGUAAGGUUAACCCUCCUUCCCUGCAGUUAGCCCCAAAGUUCUUCUCACUGAUCGUGAGAAGAGCUUCGCUCAUUUCUACCCAAGUUUCCCUCCUACCUUGCUUCCACACAACCAAAAAUUGGGAGCACACCCAGCUCCCAAGCCCAGACAGAACAGAGAUUUUGAUUGUGUGAUCAUUUUGAUUGUGUGAUCACCUCAUCGUUUCCUUACUGACAGCUAAUGUGUACAGAGAAGGAAGAUUUGGUAAGUGAAGGGGAUGCUGUGUUAUCUCUCUUGAGUAAUGAAGCAAGAAGAGUAAAACAGAGUACAUGUAGCAGGGUAAGUUGAGGCAGUAGAACCACAAUGACUUCCCCACUCUCACUCAUUCCCCAGACAGCCCUCUGUACAUCCACUUUACCUGCUUUCUAUGCAGCAAGUGGUUUAGUUCCCAUCUAUCGGUAUAGAGAGAAGGGCAGUAUAGAAAUCGAAAUAAUAAUAUCUGGCUGAGCCAACCAAUCCAUUUUCCACACAGCUGCUGGGACUUGCUGGAAGCCUUCCCUCCAAGGGAAUAAAUUCACAGCUGCUGGGCUCUUCAGAAUGGCUGCCCUUCCCUAAAUUCAACUGGGCAGAGGUACUCCCUUGUCAGUUUCCAAUUGCUCUGCUAGUUUUGUUUCCACCAACUCCCCUUUUGCCUGCCAUGCAGAUUCAGAAGCCUAUGACAUUUUUAUGGUUUCUACUGUCAUGACAUGACCCUUGGCCUAGAUUCCAUUUUAGCUGGUUUGUUCUUCAGUGUUCUUUGGUUCCCACGGCUAUUGCAGUCAUCCCCGGAUUGCCUUUGAUUCUGAGUAUGCACACUGAUGGCUGAAGCCAAGUCCUGAUAUCAUGCUAGCAAGUGUGGGUUUUUUAAAUUUUCUGCCUCCUAUUCCUUGGCUAACCUCUAAGCAUGGAAUUUCCUAUCAAACUCUGAACCAACCACUUGUAUCCAGAGGAAGUAUUUAAUCUGAUUAUGAGAUCAGUUACUGGCAUGUAACUGGCCAUAUUCGUUACUAGCAGAAUACAAAUAUACUGGUGUUAAAAAGUGACAGCCUCAUCAGCAAACCAAGAGAGUCAAAGGACACUGUCACCCAAGAAGCAUGAACCCCACUGACAUCCAUGGAACAGUAGCAUUCAUGCACAGCUUCCAUUUACUGCUUACACAAGACUUCUAGUGAUUUGUGUCUGAACAAUUUACCUUUCAGCUGAUCAGUACCCUUGAAAACAGGACUUUAAUUAAGAAUAUAAGAACAGCCUUGCUGGAUGAGACGAUCAAGUCAAGCAUCCUGGUUCUAGAAGCAGCUGUCCAGGUUUCUUAACUGUCCAUUAGCUUUCCAUAUUUGUAUAGACAGUGGAAUGAGUGUCAUCUUUACUGAACAAGUGCAUUAGAAUUAUAAAUUAAAGGGUUGUGUCACAACCCUGUGCACACUUACAGUUAGUAACUCAGUGGGAUUUACUUCCAAGUCACUAACAGGAUUAGACUUCUUACAUUAAAAUUCUUGUUAGAAAAUUCAUGUUUUUAUACACUACACUACAAAAACACAGCAAAUGUGUAUCCUUUUUGCGUGAAGAACUAUAUAUUUGUGUACACUUUGUAAAUUUUAAAAAAAUCCAACAUGCAUUUCAGUAUUCUGCAGAUCUGUUGAUAGAAUAUACAUAGAGACUACUGUUUACUUAUGAAAACUGCUUUCAAAGAGAUUAUGGUUACACAUGUUGUCUUUCUCCCCCGAGAAGUAUGUUUCCCAUUGAAAUUUACACAUUGUAUGAUUAGGUUUUGCCACCAGCUACAUACAAAGCUCAGCUGUUAAACAUGCAGCAAGAGCCAGUCCUUUAAAAUUUGUAUAUUGUGUAAAUACGGUUUUCAAAAUGUUUGAUUUAACCAAAUUGGUCUUGAUUAUGUUGCCUAGGGCAAGCAAUGUUGUAUAUUCCAGUAGAAAACAUACACACAUUUUUAGCCAAUCUGCUUGUAGGCAAAAUGUUUUCCAAUAUUAUUUUUCAUGCAGGAAUUCAGAGGACAAAACCUGUAAAUUACAACCUUGUGUACAUUUUUUAUAUAUUUUUCUAUUUGUUAAUAAAUAGCUUUUGAAAUAUUAA
Molecule: messenger RNA, 7574 nt
Organism: Hemicordylus capensis (graceful crag lizard)
Lineage: Eukaryota; Metazoa; Chordata; Lepidosauria; Squamata; Cordylidae
Gene: TNFRSF19
Product: TNF receptor superfamily member 19
Exons: 11
Coding region: 1230-2453 (407 amino acids)
Biological process (GO): positive regulation of canonical NF-kappaB signal transduction; positive regulation of JNK cascade
Cellular component (GO): plasma membrane
Molecular function (GO): signaling receptor activity; protein binding
Source: RefSeq, a predicted model, not a curated record